CUUUCCUCAAAUGAGAUCAGUCUUGGUCGGAUGCUCGUCGUUGAGAGAGAUCAUUUCAUUCCCAGUUUCACUCGAAAUUUUGAGAAAGUUGAGCCUUGAAAAAAUCCACCCUGGUUUUACCACUGCUUAUCCAACAGGCUGCUGGGUGGGUUAUCGGCAAGUCUCAUUCUUACCAAAAUCAAAUAAUCCGUACCCUAAACCCCAAGAAUAUUCUACUUGAGGCAGUUUGAGACUUUAUUUUAUUACAAAAUCUCAUUAAAAUUUAUCAUUAAAAUUAAUUGUUUCACUUUCUUUGGUAAAGUUUUUCAAGGGAAAACUGUGAAAAUUAAGACGUUGCAAAAGUUAAGUUACAUACUUUUAAGAGAAAUACAAAGUUGUUGUUUCGCCACGUUCAUUCUUCAUCCCCGUGAGCGUCUUGUUCCUGUCAGCUUAAAAGUGUGUAGAGGAUACGCAAAGUUUAAGGGAUAAAAGUGGACGAAAUUGCCAUAAUUAUAGGAUACAAGCAUAGCGAACAACUUCCUCUUCAAGAACAAUCACGUCUACAUAAAGGACUAGUUGCACGACAAGAACAACAAAAUUACGAGAGAGAGAAGCCGAGUCAAGUUACUGUCCAGGCCGGAAAACUCCAACGAAAAGCCGUCUCCCCAACCAACAGAAUAAUCUGUAUCUGACAUUUGUAUUGAAAUUCGGAAAACUUUUACUCCUCAAAAAGUGCGAUAAUCAACAACUCAUUUAUGUAAACUAUAUAUUAUUCAAGUUGGGUGGGAAAAAUAUUAUAAGUGAAUUUCUCAACUAUUUUGUGAACGAAUAUUAUCCAACGGUUGACUUGAUAUUUUUCACGCGAAGGAAGGAAAAUCCUGGAAAGAUGGGAAAUAUGACGCUGAGAAAUCUGAUCCUCUCCACGUUCCUCAUUUCGCAACUUACUUUCUGCAAAAUCACGUUGGGAGCGACCAUUGAAGAUUUAGGAAUUCUGGACAAACUGCUAAAGAGGAAUUACGACAGGAGAGCAACACCCACGAAUCAUUUGAAUAACACCACCCCCACCAAAGUCUAUGUAGAGCUGUUCGUCCGUUCUUUCGGAAGCCCUUCUCCGGUCACAAUGGAUUACAAAGUGGAUCUCUUCCUCCGUCAGAAGUGGAGAGAUGAACGGUUGCAAAGUCCGGAAUUCAAGAGACCGCUUGAUCUGAACGAUCCCAACUUGGUGAAAGCGAUUUGGAAGCCGGAAGUCUACUUCCCCAACGGUAAAGAAGCCGACUUUCAGUUCGUCACUGUUCCAAAUGUCCUCGUCAGAAUCAAUCCCAACGGCGACAUUCUCUACAUGCUUCGCCUUAAGGUGACCUUUUCUUGUAUGAUGGACCUCUCGAAAUUUCCUCUUGACAGACAAAUAUGCACGAUGGAGGUGGCCAGCUUUUCGAAAACGGUGGAGGAGCUGAUUCUCGAGUGGAAUCCGGAAGAGCCCAUAUCCAUCAAGGGACUCGGAAUGAGCCAGUUUGAACUGCAGAAGAUUGUGCCGAGCAAAUGUCACGAGGAGUUCCAAAUUGGCAACUACUCCUGUCUCGUGGCGGAAUUCCACUUAUAUCGCUUACUCGGCUUUCACCUGGUGCAGUCCUACUUGCCGACGAUUCUGAUGGUGGUGAUCUCCUGGGUGUCAUUCUGGAUGGAUGUCAACUCUGUCCCAGGUCGUGUCACGUUGGGCAUCACUACGCUCCUCACCGUCUCCUCCAAGGCGACGAGAGGGUCAUCUUUUCUUUGGUUUGGUUCUGUAGAUCAAGGCGCCAUCGAAUCCAGUUACAUCAAGGCCCUUGAUGUCUGGAUGGGAAGUUGUACUGCAUUCGUAUUCUUGGCCCUGUUGGAGUUUACCGUGGUUAAUUAUCUCUGGAGGAAAGAAUGCUCGAGAAAUUGGCAGCGGGUGAAAGCACAGCACAGUUGCUCCGCCGAUUUCAUGCAGAACAACCACUCUGAAAAUAUCGGGCGUUCGCCCUCCAACCACUCCAUGCUGCAAAUGAAGGAAAAACCACUCGGCAAUUCGAUUGAGAUGAGCGUCAGCAAUUUUGUGGAUCGUAACGACAAGAGUCACUACUUGGGCGUUGUUGACCAACCUGUAAUUCCCGUCGAAGGGAUCAACGUCGUGGAACCGUUCGCCUCCGUGAUGAAUUGUCAACCAAAUUACAAAGAGAGAGCCAAAUCAAUUGACGAGACCUGCAGAAUCGUGUUCCCCUUAUCGUUCACACUAUUUAUCAUACUUUACUGGAGUUAUUAUCUCAUUGCGUAAAAGUUUUUGGUUAUUCGUUUCGAAAUUUCUUCAAGAGUUUGCACUAAUUUUCAACUUGUUAAUGGAAUUAUUUUAAUUAUGGUCAAUUUAUUCUUAAAAAAAUUGCAUACAUAUUGUAGAAACUAACAGGAUUUUGUCAUUGGUACAUACAUAAUUAUGUAUUUUUAGAAUAAAUUAGUGACCUAAAUAUUUAAGAGAUCUGUGAGUGAAAAAUGGUGUAAUUUAAUAUCUACAAAUUGGUAUGGUUAAAUACCUGUAAUUAUUAAUGGGUAAGACUAACAUUAAAAUCGUGCUAAUUUAUAUAGAUGAUAAAAUUAUGUGUUGCUCUUGAAAAAUCAGGCACGAAGUAAUUAAGAAAAAUUAUAAAUUCCUUGUAAGCUAUUUAAGUAAUAAUUCACUCGCAAUUUGAACAUACACAAAAUUUUAAGAAAAUGUGUAUUUCGUUCUUCUUUCAAUACUGUAUUAUCAUGAAAAAAGAGGGCCUUGCACUUCAGCGAGGGCGACAACAUAUGGGUUUAUCGGGUCCAAACGUGAUGAAAUCAAAAAAAGGAAGAAAAAAACGUAUGAUUUUUGUAUUCCAUAAUUAUCUACAAUUUUAACCUCCUUCUGGCACAAACUGGGCAGGAGAUGUAUUUCAUACUUUAAAAAAUUUACACAUGAAUUUUUCAGAAAUUAUAUUGACCAAUAUCUAGCAAAAGUGCAGUAGAAAGUAAUUCACGUCAAAAUUAAAACGAAAAUUAUGUAUCAGAAUAAAUUUAUCCAGAUAAAUCAGAAAUUGUAAAUAUGUAAAUGCACUAUAGCUUAGUGUGUACUGUGUAUUGCGACCUCGUAAUCCUAAAAAAACACUCACGGCUCUUUAAUAAAUGUGAUCAUACAGUAAAAAAAUAGUAAAUAUCUACUAAAAUAUAAAUAAAAUACUUAUUGUUAGUAUGCACGUGAUAUAAUGGGGUAUAUUUGAAUGUGUGAUAUUUCAAAAGUUUAAAUAAAAUCUUAAUAUCACUGAAAUUUGAAAUUAUAUGUAACAAAAUUUAUGUAAGUGAUUGUAAAUGUCUCGAAUAAAUGCAAUGUGUGUCUUUAAUACAAA
This is a messenger RNA of Folsomia candida, 3356 nucleotides long. Its product is annotated as glycine receptor subunit alpha-2. The coding region runs from base 866 to 2272 and encodes 468 amino acids. Lineage: Eukaryota; Metazoa; Arthropoda; Collembola; Entomobryomorpha; Isotomidae. The transcript is spliced from 15 exons. Gene Ontology annotation, molecular function: extracellular ligand-gated monoatomic ion channel activity; neurotransmitter receptor activity; transmembrane signaling receptor activity. The record is from RefSeq and is a predicted model, not a curated record. Gene Ontology annotation, biological process: regulation of membrane potential; signal transduction; chloride transmembrane transport. Gene Ontology annotation, cellular component: synapse; neuron projection; membrane.